AUGGCGGGCAAGUCACGCGCCGACUACGAGGCUGAGGUGCGGUCAUGGGGGUUCAAGCACGUCUUCACUUGGACUGAUGGACCGCAAGCCCAUUAUCCGCCACAUUCGCACGCCGGGCUGACAACCCAUCUCAUCACUCGAGGAGAGCUGACCAUCACGUAUCCCAACGAUGAGAAGCCGGAGAAGGAGACGUUUGGCGUUGGAGGUCGAAUCGACGUCGACGCCGGCCGUGUGCACGAGGUCUGGAUCGGCAAAGAGGGUUGCACCUAUGUCAUUGGCGAGUGA
Thyridium curvatum is the source of this 285-nucleotide messenger RNA. RefSeq lists its product as uncharacterized. The record is from RefSeq and is a predicted model, not a curated record. Lineage: Eukaryota; Fungi; Ascomycota; Sordariomycetes; Thyridiales; Thyridiaceae. The transcript is spliced from 2 exons. The coding region runs from base 1 to 285 and encodes 94 amino acids.